Messenger RNA from Tachysurus vachellii, 2830 nucleotides. RefSeq names its product G protein-coupled receptor 161a (gene gpr161b). Bases 273 to 1838 code for a protein of 521 amino acids. The record is from RefSeq and is a predicted model, not a curated record. Lineage: Eukaryota; Metazoa; Chordata; Actinopteri; Siluriformes; Bagridae. The transcript is spliced from 6 exons. Gene Ontology annotation, molecular function: G protein-coupled receptor activity. Gene Ontology annotation, biological process: G protein-coupled receptor signaling pathway. Gene Ontology annotation, cellular component: membrane; recycling endosome.
UUUAUGGGAGUGUUAGUUUGUGGAGUCUGUGGGAAGGGGAGAGGGAUUGAGGAAAGUUUUCAGCCCUGGGAUUCAGACGCCAUUAUAACCCAAGGACUGCCCUCUUCUUUAUCCGAACCGACCACCACAAAUCUCUCAUGGAAAAUGCAUCCAGAUUUCACACACUACUGGUAAUUUCUGCAGGAAAAAAAAUCCAAAACCCAGCUUCUGCCAUGAUCUCAUAUGACGGUGAGAGUCUGAAGCAUCUCUCUUGAGGUGCAUAAUAAGGUUCCAUGAUGAACGGCAGCAAGAAUGGCACAGCUGUGGACAGUUUGGGUGCCAGUGGGGCCGUGGCGCUUGAGUCAGCUUCAAUCAUAGUUAUUGCUUUGCUUAUCUGCUUGGGGAAUCUGCUUAUUGUUGUGACGCUUUAUAAGAAGCCCUACCUCCUGACACCCAGCAACAAGUUUGUGUUCAGUCUGACCUUGUCCAACCUCCUGCUGUCAGUGCUCACGCUCCCUUUCGUGGUAGCCAGCUCUUUGCAGCGAGAAUGGAUGUUUGGGGUGGUGUGGUGCAACUUCACAGCUUUACUUUAUCUGCUUGUUAGCUCUGCUAGCAUGCUCACGCUAGGAGCCAUUGCCAUUGACAGGUAUUAUGCCGUAUUGUACCCUAUGAUCUACCCCAUGAAGAUCACAGGAAAUCGGGCCACAGUGGCCAUUGUUUACAUUUGGCUUCACUCUUUAGUGGGCUGCCUGCCACCACUCUUUGGUUGGUCAGCAUUUGAGUUUGAUAACUUCAAGUGGACCUGCACAGCAGCCUGGCACAAGGAAGUUGGCUAUACAUCUUUCUGGGUCACUUGGUGCUGCUUGAUUCCCUUGGCAGCUAUGCUAGUGUGCUACAGUGUUAUUUUCCGUGUAGCUCGUAUAAAAGCACGCAAAGUGUAUUGCGGGACUGUGGUGGUUGCUCAGGAGGAGUCUGGCACGCAGAAGAAUGGUCGCAAGAACUCCAACACCUCCACCUCUUCUAGCAGCAGCCGCAAGAGCCUCAUUUACUCAGGCAACCAAUGCAAAGCAUUUAUCACCAUCCUGGUGGUUAUGGGGACGUUCCUGGCCACCUGGGGGCCCUAUGUGGUGGUGAUUAGUACUGAGGCAUUGUGGGGAAAAGGUAGUGUUUCUCCACAGCUGGAGACUCUAGCAUCCUGGUUGUCUUUCACCAGUGCAGCAUGCCACCCAUUAAUCUAUGGACUAUGGAACAAAACAGUGCGUAAAGAGCUCUUGGGCAUGUGCUUUGGGGACCGUUACUACAGAGAGUCAUUCGUCACACGGCACAGGACAUCAAGACUCUUCAGCAUCUCAAACCGGAUCACUGACUUGGGGAUGUCCCCACACCUGACAGCCAUGCUAGUUGGAGGAGGGCAGCUCUUAGGACCUGGCAGUAGCACUGGUGAUACUGGGUUCAGUUAUACUCAAGACUCCGCUACAGACAUCAUGCUGCUGGAUAGCUACUCAUCUGAUACCUCCCAUUUCACACACUGCAAUGGUUUUAAAAGAAGAAGCUCUGUCACAUUUGAGGAUCAAUUGGAACAACCCCGUAAAUGUGACUUCCCAACAGUCCAAGUUACUGCAGAUGUCCAUACGUCCCUCGACAGCUUCGCAUCCUGUCUGGCAAAGGCCAUAGAGAAUGAUGCCAAGCUGCAGCUGUUUGGGGAGAGCCCACUAAUUCCUAGCAGCUUAUUCACAGUACGCAACACACAGAGAGGACCACGGUAUCUAGAUGGACAGAGACUUAGGAUGGAGAGCAUCGAUGAAGGAAUAGUCAAAGAUGAUGCAGAUGAAGAAAAUGUCCACGAUGAAUUAAUCUGAUUGCGUAUACACCACACUUUAAAAACUGUUGUAGAGCUGGUACACUGUGUAUUAUGCUGUCUUAUUUGGUAGAGUUUUCUUGUGGUACACAAAUCUAUUUAAAAAUGUUGCUUAGUGUUUAUGUAAUUGAUAAACAUUGAAUCAUGCUGUUAAAGAGUUGGAGAAAGAAAAGGGAGACCUGUGCAAAGAAAGUUAAAUGUACUGUACUUGUAGCAAAGUGAGGAGACGUUUCGUCUUAUUACUUUCAGUUAACUAAGUUGUAUUUGUGUACAGAUGGCACUGAAAAUAGGUAAAGCUUAGACACUUGUAAUCAGUACUUUGGCCAUGUGCCUUAUUUCCCCCCUUUUUGCAAGAAAGCCAUAACCACUAUACUAAGUAACUGUGCUGUCUGAGCAAUAAUUAGUGCUGAGAGGGGCCUUCUUUAGUAUCAAUAUUAUGCCAUACAUAUUUUUCUUUUUAUAAUUCACUUUGUAUGCAGAUGCUGGGCCUUAAAACAAGUUAAUCUCGUAUCCCUGUUUUCUGCAUAGAAAAGUACUCUGGUGACACUAUGGCAUGAUGUUUAUAUUGUAAAAACAAAAAAGUUAAUGUGGUGCAUUAUAAUCAGUAUUAUGAACAGUAUUUUAUAGUCUAGUAUUCAUUCUCAACCCAUGAGGCUUAUCUGGCUGUAUGCAUCCUGUGACAUGAUGCCUUUGUUGACACACCAUGUGAAUCAUUGCAUCAGGAACGUUUUCAGUAGUACUGAAAUACAAGACAAGCAGUGUUAAGUGUCUUAUUGGUACUGAUGCACUUGAAAACGGUAUGCAUUGUCUUCAGAUCAGGUUCCUUUUCUUCUGCUUCUGUUAGAAUAAGGAAAAUGUUCCACUGAUCUCUAAAAUUGUCCACCUGAACAAAUAAUAGUUGAAUGACAAUUCCUGUGGAAUGUUGUAUACCAAAGUCAAUAAUAAUUGUUGUAUAUUGUAAUGAAAAAAGUAAAAUACCAUAAACACAUACUA